Prionailurus viverrinus (fishing cat) is the source of this 3343-nucleotide messenger RNA. RefSeq names its product zinc finger protein 132 (gene ZNF132). Gene Ontology annotation, biological process: regulation of DNA-templated transcription. Bases 609 to 2807 code for a protein of 732 amino acids. NCBI's taxonomy places the organism in Eukaryota, Metazoa, Chordata, Mammalia, Carnivora, Felidae. The record is from RefSeq and is a predicted model, not a curated record. The transcript is spliced from 3 exons.
GGGAAUGUAGUUCGCGACGCGUGAGCAGUGACGCGACACGCGCGCGCGCGUGUGUGUGUGUGUGUGUGUGUGUGUGUGUGUGUGUCCUGAUCGUGUGUGUGUGUGUGUGUGUGUGUGUGUGUGUGUGUGUGUGUGUGUGUGUGUCCUGAUCACCCAGGCAACGACCCGGAGGCACAGCUACUGGUUGUAGGAACUAGCGUGGUUGCGAGCGGCGGGCCCAGAGCAUUUGCCCGCUCAGAGUCUGGGCGUUUCUGCGCUAGCAGCAGAGGACGGGGCGGGACUUCCGUCGUCGCCAUUGCAAUCUUCGCCGCGCGGUUGGUGGGCUGGAUGGCAGUCGGCUGCUGGGACCAGAGAUGGGCAUAGGGAAGUCCCGGGACUGUCACCGCACCACUGCAUGCACUUUUACCCCUCGGCUAAUGGUUCCUCCUUCCUGAGCCUUGGUUUCCCCAGAUGUAGAACGGAGGUAAUGUACUCCGCCUUAGCCCCACGGUCCCCGGAGACCGCUCCCAGGUCCUUGGGCGCAUUUUAUACGGGGGAAGACUUACUAAAACCCUGAGUGCGACCGUCAGCACGCGGUCAUCCCGGGCAGUGGAGGCGUAGGGUUUUGGAUGACCCCGCAGUGCUUGUCACUGUCGCUGCCUUGCACGGCCCCGCCCACUCCACAGACUCUGACCAGGCCAGCAACCUCACUGAUGGACCCCGGGCAGCCCAUCUGUUGGCCUUCUAGCUUAGCUGUUUCAUCAUUGCAAAGCCCAGUGACCUUUGAAGAUGUGGCUGUGUACUUUUCCAAGGAGGAGUGGGGGCUUCUUGAUGCAGGCCAGAGGGACCUGUACCACAAUGUUAUGCUGGAGAACUUUGAGCUCAUGACCUCACUUGGUUGUUGGCAUGGAGUGGAAGAUGAGGGGGCCCAUUCCAAGCAGAAUGCUUCUAUACAAGGGAUGUUACAGGUCAGGAUCCCCACUGCAAAUCCUUCCACGCAGAAGGCUGACACCUGUGAUAUGUGUGGCCCAUUCUUGAAAGACAUUUUGCACCUGGAUGAACAUCAAAGAACAUAUCCUGAGAGUACCCUCUAUACAUGUGUAGCAUGUGGAAGAGAGUUUUGGUUCAGUGUGAACCUUCACCAGCACCAGGAGAAGCACAGUAGAGAAAAGCCCUUCAGAUGGGACAAGGACAGGGACUCAUUUGUGGAACGCUCUAUAGUCCAUCUGUCAGAGAAGCCUUUCACUUGUGGGGAAGAUGGUGAGGAUGCCUUGGACAGCCAUGACCUCUUCCAGCAUCCAGCCAUUGAGAGCAGUGGGAAGCCAUAUAGAAGCACAGAGUGCAGGAAGGCCUUUUCACACAGUUCUAAUCUUGAGCAGCUCUUAGAAGUCCAUUCCACCCAGGAGCUCUUCAAGUGCAAUGACUGUGGAAAAGUCUUUCAGAAGAGCUCCACCCUCCUCAACCACCUGAGAAUUCAUUCUGAAGAGACACUGUUUAGAUGCCCAACAGUUGAAAAUUCCUUAGAGGAGAAAUCAACCCUUGUUAAUCACCAAAAAUGUCAUAAUGAAGAGACAUGUCAUGUAUGUAAAGAGUGUGAGAAGACCUUCAGUCACCCUUCUAAACUGAGGAAGCACCAGAAAUUUCACACUGGAGUAAAACAUUAUAAGUGCAAUGAUUGCGGGAAAACCUUCAGCCACAAACUCACACUUGUUCAUCACCAGCGAAUUCAUACAGGAGAAAGACCUUAUGAGUGCAGUGAAUGUGGGAAAGCCUUUAAUAACAGGUCACACCUCACUCGACAUGAGAAAGUUCACACUGGAGAAAGGCCUUUUGAGUGCAGCAAAUGUGGAAGAGCCUUCAGCCAAAGCUCUAAUUUCCUUCGGCACCAGAAAGUUCACACCCAAGUAAGACCAUAUGAGUGCAAUCAAUGUGGUAAAGCCUUCAGCCGUAGCUCUGCUCUCAUUCAACACUGGAGAGUUCACACUGGAGAAAGGCCUUAUGAGUGCAGCGAGUGUGGAAGAGCUUUUAAUAAUAACUCCAACCUUGCUCAGCACCAGAAAGUUCACACUGGAGAACGGCCUUUUGAGUGCAGUGAAUGUGGAAGAGACUUCAGCCAGAGCUCCCACCUCCUUCGACAUCAGAAAGUUCACACUGGAGAACGGCCUUUUGAGUGCAGUGAAUGUGGAAAAGCCUUCAGCAAUAGCUCCACUCUCAUUCAGCACCAGAAAGUACAUACCGGGCAAAGGCCUUAUGAAUGCAGUGAAUGUAGAAAGGCCUUCAGUCGCAGCUCCAGCCUGAUUCAGCACUGGAGAAUUCACACCGGCGAAAGGCCUUAUGAGUGCAGUGAAUGUGGGAAAGCCUUUGCUCACAGUUCCAGUCUCAUUGAGCACUGGAGAGUUCACACAAGAGAAAGGCCUUAUGAGUGCAGUGAAUGUGGGAAAUUCUUUAGCCAGAACUCCAUUCUCAUUAAACAUCAGAAAGUUCACACUGGAGAAAGGCCUUAUCAGUGCAGCGAAUGUGGGAAGUUCUUUAGCCGAAAGUCCAGCCUUAUUUAUCACUGGAGAGUUCACACUGGAGAAAGGCCUUAUGAGUGCAGUGAGUGCGGGAGAGCCUUCAGCAAUAAUUCUCACCUGGUUCGUCACCAGAGAGUUCACACACGGGAAAGGCCCUAUGAGUGCAGCCAAUGUGGGAAAGCCUUUAGUGAACGAUCCACACUUGUUCGACACCAGAUAGUACACACCAGAGAAAGGACUUAUGAGUGUGGCCACUGUGGAAAAAUUUUUAGCCGUCUUUGCAAUCUUGCUCAGCAUAAAAGGAUUCAUACCUGAGUGGAGUCUUAUGGAAAUGGUCCUUCUGAGAAGAUUUUCAGCCAAGUCAAACUUGGAGAAUACCCACAGAGAAGUUACCUACAGGUACCACUAAUUUGGAAAAGUCUUCAAAAGCUACCCUGGCCUUUCUCAGCAGCCCAGAGCUGAGCUCUCUCCCCUAUGGAGCACAAAUCCGUUUUGAACCUGCCUGGAUCCAAAUAUUUGCAACAGUCAUCUACAUAUGCAUGGAAAAAACAGCUCCCUGUGCUUCCUUUCCACUUUCCUGGAGGAAAACAGACUUAUCCUGGGCCCAUUGGAAUGGCUUCAUUCCCACUGCCUCUGAGAGGGUUAGGAAAUGAACUGACCCCAGGCUGGUUGAGGGGCCUUGAGGGAUGUCCAGUUUGGGCUUCUCAGGAAGACACACAUUCCUCAUGGAUGUUGUCAUGUCUGCAUGUAAUCCCAAUGAUGUGUCCACUGAGCCCACACAUUACCCUUCCCUGGAACCAUUUACCCUGGUCUUCUCUAUCCAGCAUGAUAAUAAAGACCUCAUUGAUCAA